Messenger RNA from Acanthisitta chloris (rifleman), 6870 nucleotides. It is a transcript of the gene DOP1B, whose product is annotated as dopey family member 2. The record is from RefSeq and is a predicted model, not a curated record. Gene Ontology annotation, cellular component: endosome; trans-Golgi network. Lineage: Eukaryota; Metazoa; Chordata; Aves; Passeriformes; Acanthisittidae. Gene Ontology annotation, biological process: Golgi to endosome transport.
AUGGAUCCAGAAGAGCAGGAUUUGCUUGGUGAUUACAGAUACAGGAAUUACUCUUCAGCCAUUGAGAAAGCUUUGAGGAACUUUGAAUCAUCAAGCGAAUGGGCUGAUCUUAUAUCUUCCCUGGGCAAACUCAAUAAGGCUCUUCAGAGUAACCUCAAGUAUUCCCUGUUGCCCAGAAGACUGAUCAUCAGCAAGAGACUGUCCCAAUGUUUGCAUCCAGCCCUGCCCAGUGGAGUACAUUUGAAGGCAUUAGAAACCUAUGAAAUCAUCUUUAAAAUCAUUGGGACAAAAUGGCUUGCAAAGGAUUUAUUCUUGUACAGCUCUGGUUUGUUUCCUCUGCUGGCAAAUGCAGCAAUGUCAGUGAGACCUGUUCUCCUUGGGUUGUAUGAGAAAUACUUCCUUCCCCUCCAAAAGUCCCUCCUGCCUGGUCUUCAGGCCUUUGUAAUUGGGCUCCUGCCUGGCUUAGAAGAAGGAUCAGAAAUUUAUGACAGGACAGAUGCUCUGCUGGUGAAGCUCUCCUUGCUGAUGGGCCAGGAAGUGUUCUAUGGAGCACUCUGGGGUAGUGUCCUGGUCAGUCCAUCCAUCAGGCUCCCUGCUUCCCUCUUUGUUGUCAGUCACAUCAAUAGGGAGCUCUCUGGAAAGCAGCAGAAGUACAUGCUGGGCACUGAUUAUAAGCUCACAAUAAAGUCUCUGUGUGUGUCAGUACUGGAUUCAAAUGUCCUUGUGCAAAGGAACACUCUGGAAGCAAUUCUCUUCUUCUUCCCGUUCUAUACAGCUUUGGACUGCAAUGAGAGCACAAUUCUGCUGCACAGAGCUGAUUUGGUCUAUAUCCUGGCAGCAGCUACCCAGACACUGCUGAGGAGAGACAUGUCCCUCAACAGAAGAUUGUAUGCCUGGUUGCUAGGCUCUGACAUUAAAGGUGGCACCUUUGCUCCAGACUCCACUUCUGAAGACCAUGCCCUUUAUUUCUUUGGAAAAUACUCCAAAGAUCUUCUGAUUGAGAGUUUGGUUGUGAUUUUGCAUCAGAGAUUCCCAGAGCCUGACACAGAGGACCAGCACCAGGUCUACCUAAAACCCUUCAGGAUCCUCAUCAGUCUCCUUGACAAACCUGAAAUAGGGCCACAGGUGGUAGGGGAGCUGUUCCUUGAAGUUCUUAGAGCCUUUUAUUCCUACUGCAAAGAUGCACUUGGUGCUGACCUCAAACUCAGCUACAAUCAAAGUGGCAACAUCCUCGCAAGUGCAAUCAAAGAGAACAAAAAUGCUUCAGAAAUCGUCAAAACAGUCAAUUUGCUGAUCACAUCCCUAAGCACAGAUUUCCUUUGGGAUUACAUGACCAAGUGCUUUGAAGAUUGUUUCAGGAGCAAAUCCACAGGGAUGAGAUAUCCUCUGGAAAAUAUUAGCACUCCUCCUACAAUUUCAGAGCUCUGCACGUUGUUGGUGUUUCUUCUUGAUGUGAUUCCUUUGGAACUCUACUCUGAAGUGCAGACUCAGUACCUUCCUCAGAUGCUCAGCUACAUGGUACAGUCCCUCCUGGAAAAUAUGGAAGUCUUAGGUUUACCAGAACUCACUCAUGCCUUAAAGACCUGUUUUAAGGUGCUCAGCAAGGUGCAGAUGCCUCCUUCCUACCUGGACAUCGAGACUGGAAGUGGAAGUGGGAGCCCAGUGCCAAAGGAUAAUGUGGACAUCACCUUAGAGACCAAGUCCAUGCUGCAGGAGGAGGAUGAGGCUCCAUUCCCUCCCCUCAAGUCAGAGGACAGUGGCAUUGGUCUAAGUGCCUCCUCCCCAGAGCUGUCCCAGCACCUGGGGGUGCCAGCAGUGACCCUGGAGAGAGAUGAUGUCUGGAAGAAAGGGGGAAGCAUUCAGAAGACUUUGCAUUGCAUCCAAGAGUUGGUUGCCAAGUUCUCCACUAAAUACAUUUUCGGGGUGCAGUUGCAAGAAACAAGCAGUGAAAGCAUUACAGCAGUGAGUGGCAAAGAGAAGAAGGAGAAUGGCUACAGGUUACCUGAAGGUGCCAGCAAGAAAAAGAGCCCAUGGGAUGCAAAGCAGAUCACUGUGCCUCAGGUCAAACAAAUGCUCUCAGAGCUGUUCUCAGUCCGAGGCUCAGCCUUCAGGAACAAGAGUUCCAACCCUCUUCUCCCUGACCACAGCUCUGGGGAUAAGAAGGAGAAGGAGGAAGAAGAGUGGGACUUGGAACAAGUGAUGCUGGUCCUGGGGCCCCUCAGAGGGGACUGCAAGGAAGCUUUCUCUGCAGCUUGUCACCUUCUGUUGGAUUGCACCACAUUCCCAGUGUAUCUCUCUGAGGAGGAGAUGGAACAGUUGUAUCUCUCUCUGUUUCAGGUUCCUGGAGGCUGUGAUAUCAGCUUCCCUCUGUGGCUGAGGUCCUUGAUGACAGUUUGCUGCUGUGUCAAUGACUGCUACGUCCAGAACGUGUCCAUCUUCACCCUCCUGGAGGUCAUCAACCAUUCCCAGUCCCUGGCACUGGUGAUAGAAGACAGGAUGAAGCGUUACAAAGUGUCUGGGCACAACCCCUUCCUUGGAAAGCUGCAGAUGGUCACUCUUCCUCCCAUUGCUCCUGGAGUUCUGAAGAUGAUCUCAGAGAAAACUGAUUUCUACCAGAGAGUAGCCUGUGUGCUCUGGAAUCAGCUGAACAAAGAGACUCGGGAGCACCACAUUGCCUGUGUGGAACUCUUCUACAGGCUGCACUGCUUGGCCCCAUCAGCAAACAUCUGUGAGGACAUCAUCUGCCAUGCACUUCUGGAUAGGGAUAAAGGAACAAGGCUGGAAGCACUGUUCAGGUUCUCUGUCAUGUGGCACCUGACCAGAGAGAUCCAAGGCAGCAGAGUGUCUUCACACAACAGAUCCUUUGACAGGUCACUGUUUGUAGUCCUGGACAGCCUCAACUGCUCCGACGGUGCCAUCGGAGCGGCAGCUCAGGGCUGGCUCAUCCGUGCUCUGUCCCUCAACGACGUGGCCAGGAUCCUGGAGCCAGUGCUGCUGCUGCUGCUCCACCCCAGGACACAGCGCACAGCCAUCCACUGCAUCAAGCAGAAACACUUAGCAGGCUCUAUCCAUGAUUGGCUUUGGAAGAAAAAGGCCUGUCUGAAGGAGUCUGGAAUUUCUGAGAGCAAUUCUGAGGAAAACCUCCCACUGAGCCAGUUCACUACUGUGGAUAGAGAAGCAAUUUGGGCAGAAGUGGAAAAAGAUCCAGAGAAAGCAGACUUCAAGCCUGAGCAGUGUGAAAAUGAUGGAUCUUGCCAGCCACUAACUUCCCAGGAUGGAGAUGGAGAUGGUGACCAAGACAACAGUGAGCACACAGAAUCCGCAGACACCAGCACAGGCCAUGACAGUGAGAACACCUCUUCCUUCUCCCCUUCCCUGGAGCUGCAGGAAGUGAGCAAUGAGGACAGUGCUGCAACUGAUGGCAAAGAGGCCCCAAACCUUGGGAAUUUGCCCAGUGCCUUCCUGGAAAGCUCCAGAUCCAGCGCAGCACUGCACCUCGUGCGCGCCGACUCCGAGAGGACUCAAGCAUCAGAGUCUCUGUCAAGUGAUGAAGAGGUGGACUUGGAGCUGCAGGAAAUCACCCAUUCCAGGCUGGUGAAGCAGCAGAAGGAGAAGCAGGAGAUGGUGGAGGCUCUGUUCAAGCACAUGCUGCUGUACCUGCAGCCCUACGACUCCAAGCGGGUGCUCUAUGCCUUCUCCGUGCUGGAAGCUGUGCUGAAAACCAACCCUAAGGAAUUUAUGGAAGCUGUGGCUACUACCAGCAUGGACACGAGCUCCACAGCACACCUGAACCUCAUCUACAACCUCUUAGCUCGCCAUCAGGAAGCUCUUGUAGGGCAGAGCUUUUAUGGCAAGCUCCAGGCUCAGUCCCCAACCAUGUGUCCUCAUUCCCUCCUGAUAGAGCUGCUCACCUACCUCUGCCUCAGCUUCCUGCGCUCCUACUAUCCCUGUUGCCUCAGGGUCACCCACAGGGAUGUCCUUGGCAACAGGGAUGUGCAGGUGAAGAGUGUGGAAGUGCUGAUUAGGAUGAUGAGCCAACUGGCCACGGUGGCAAAGGCAGCAGAGAGUAAGAACGUGGAGUUCAUCCGUAGUUUGCUUGGAAGGUGCAAAAUCCAAGAGUUUGUUCUUCUCUCCUUGUCUGCAUCCAUGUACAUAAGUCAGAAACGCUAUGAGCUGCUCAUGGCAGAUGGAGCCAAUCCCAUGCCUGGAGAAGAACUCUUUGAAGAGAGCCUGAUUAAUUUUGGCCAUGAUCAAAUCUGGAGUGAACACCCUCUCCAGAUUGAGCUGCUAAAGCUCUUGCAGGUGUUGAUUGUCUUGGAGCACCACCUUGGACAAUCCCCUGAGGAGCAGGACAAUCAGCCAGACCUCUCCAAGGAGUGGCAGCAGGCUCUGAACUUCCAGCAGGCUAUUGGUGCCAUGCAAUAUGUCUAUCCACAUCCCAUAACUUCCCAGGGUCUAUUUGUCUCUGCUGUGGUUAGAGGUUUGCAACCAGAGUAUGGCUAUGGGAUGCAUCCCACUUGGGUAGGCCUAGUCACAUCUUCCCUGCCCUACUUUGGCAAGUCUUUGGGCUGGACUGUGGCACCAUUUGUUGUACAGAUCUGUAAGAACCUGGAUGAGCUUGUCAAGCAGUAUGAAAAUGAAGCUGUGAAGACAUCUGCUAAAACAUCUGCCAGCUUAACUUCUAAAAGAGAAAAUGUGACACCUGAUUAUCCACUGACCCUUCUGGAAGGUCUGACCUCCAUUGGGCACUUCUGCUUGCUGGAUCAGCCUCAUCCAAUGAAAAAGUCAUCAAGUUUAGCUGAACCUACAAACCUGAGCAGGAAUGCUAAUGCCAUCCUGGAGGAAUUGCCUCGAAUUAUCAACACCAUGUCCCUUCUUUGGAGUGUUAUCAAGAGGGAAGACUCUCAAAAAAGACCAACUGACUUCUUUGGAUCCACUAAAGGCUCUUCUUCUGUCUACUUCAAAGCAACCAAAACAUUAAAAACCAAAAUCCUAGACUUCCUGAAUCCACUGACAGCACAGCUUGGAAUCCAGCUGAUGGCAGCAAUCGCAGCAGUGUGGAACAGCAAGAAACCUCAUAGGACUCACAGUAAAACCAAGAUCCUUCCAGUGACCACUGCAUCUCAGCUGAUUCUUGUGGACUUAGUGUGUGCCCUGAACACACUGAAAACUGACACUAUAUUGCAUCUAGUCAAAGAGGUGGUCAAGAAACCAACACAGAUCAAGGGGGAAGAGAAACCUUCUCUGGUAGAUAUCCCAAUGCUACAGUUCAGUUAUGCUUUCAUUCAAAGAUUACCUGUCCCAGCCUUGCAGGAGAACUUCCAGCCCUUAUUAGGACUCCUCAGAGAGUCUGUGCAGUUGAACUUGGCUCCUCCUGGACACUUUCUUCUCCUCAGCACUCUGAAUGACUUUGUGACCAGGACACCUACUCUAGAAAGCAAAAAAGACCAAAAAGACUUGCAGGAGGUGACCCAAAAGAUCCUGGAGGCUGUAGGGACUGUUGCUGGUUCUUCCCUGGAACAGACCAGCUGGCUGAGCAGGAACUUGGAAGUGAAAGCUCAGCCUCAGAUUUUACCAGAUGAAUUCAACAUAGAAGAUGUGAAUGAUGCAUCGGUGGUUCCAUCUUCAAUGGUUUCUGCCUCUGCUCCUUCAAUCUACAGUGUCCAAGCCCUCUCUCUCCUUGCAGAAGUUCUUGCUUCCCUCCUGGACAUGGUGUACCGCAGUGAUGAGAAGGAGAGAGCUGUGCCCCUCAUCUCACGGCUGCUCUACUAUGUCUUCCCUUACCUGCGCAACCACAGUGCCUACAACAUUCCCAGUUUCCGUGCUGGUGCUCAGCUGCUCAGCUCCUUGAGUGGAUAUGCCUAUACCAAGAGAGCCUGGAAAAAGGAGGUGCUGGAGUUGUAUAUGGAUCCAUCGUUUUUCCAGAUGGACACCUCCUGCACUCACUGGAGAUCCAUUAUUGAUCACCUCCUAACACACGAGAAAACUAUGUUUAAAGAUUUGAUGAACAUGCAGAGCAGUGCCCUGAAGCUGUACCCGAGCUGUGAGCAGAAGGCAAUGCUGCUGAAGCGACAAGCGUUCGCCGUCUUCAGCGGAGAGAUCGACCAGUACCACCUCUACCUGCCCUUGAUCCAAGAGCGACUCACUGAGAACCUCCGUGUAGGACAAACCUCCAUAGUUGCUGCCCAGAUGUUCCUCUUCUUCAGAGUUCUGUUGUUAAGGAUUUCCCCUCAGCAUCUAACCUCCUUGUGGCCAAUUAUGGUAACAGAAUUGAUUCAGACAUUCCUGCAGCUGGAAGAAGAUUUAACUGAGGAAGAUGAACCAUCAAAGAGCAACAGCAAGCUCAGCAAACAGAAAGGCUCAGGGGAUGGCAGUGGCUCUGACAUUCAGCACAGUGAGCUCUCCUUGUACCUCUCAGCUUGUAAGUUUUUGGACACAGCUCUGUCAUUCCCACCUGACAGGAUGCAGCUGUUUCAGAUGUACAAAUGGGCAUUUGUCCCAGAGGUGGACACUGAGGCAUCUCCUGUGACCACCUCUCACCUGGUAGAAAACCACCAGGAAUGCAGACCACACAUUGUAAGGAUCAUGGACCUGCUGAGGAUGAAAUAUGGGGACCCAAAGCAGAGCGAGGGAACCCCCAGGAAGCACAAGUUACCCCUGCUGACCCUGCGCUCCGUGUCCAGCAUCACCCAACUGAUGCCUUUCUUCAAGACUCUCUGUUGGGCAUUCACAGCCCAUGGCAGUGAGUCCCAAAAUUCCCAUCCUUCUGCCUCUGUCUCCAUGGACUAUGUUGCCUGUAAUGGCCUCAAGAUCUUGAAACAGCUGGAAGACAGUGUUGAAUGUGAUUUCCUGGAGAACAUGGAAGGUUAA